CUGUUCUUCUGACUCUCCACCGCCGCAUCUGCCCUUGCCUCUGCGUCUGCACCUGCCUUUGCGUCUGCAUCUGCAUCCGCAUCCGCAUCCGCAUCUGCAUCCCAUCUCCAAGCAGCUCACCGCAUCGUCCGAGGCCUGUCUUUAAGCACACCCACCAUCCGAGCAUCAGUCGCUUCCCUCAAGCAUAUCGUCAUCUCCUCGAACAGCUCACCGACCCUGGAUCCGCCUGACAUUCCUGUCCUUGCACCAUGUCCGUCCUGCAUGUCGAUAACGCCCCCGCGGGCGUGAAGCGAUAUGCCAAAGCAAAGUGGAACUACAACGCCAUCGAAGACAACGAAAUCUCGUUCUCGGCCGGCGAUUUGAUUGAGGUCGUUGCCCUCUGUAACGAGGACUGGUAUGAGGGACGAGUUCGCAAUGAGCAGGGCUACUUCCCUGCCAACCGGGUCGAGCUCCUGCCCGAGUCGCCCAAGCCCGCCUAUGGUGCUGUCAAGGUCGGCUCUUACUCAUCAGAUCAGGCACCGAAACGAGUGGCGUCAUACGAAGCCGCCAGCAACCUCUCCGCAUACGGGCAGUCGCCUUCACAGUCCAACUCGAUACCUGUCUGGACGGCAGGUGCCGGUCCCAAGGACGGCCGCUCGGGCUCUGAAAUCUCGGAGCCUGCUCGCAUAUCGUCGAUGCACUCAGACCACGCUGGCGAUACUCGGAGGUAUCUGCGUUCCGAGUUCGGCGGCUCGCCCACAGUGUCGCCCUCGCCCUCCCUCCAGUCCAUCACCGCUCAGGUCAGCAUCCAUCCCGUCCGCACCAAGAGCAAGGCCACCGAUCGCGAGCUUGGUCCUUCCAGCGGCAUCUCCGGCACAGUGCAGCCCACCGUGAAGAGCACCGUGACCCAAGGCGAUGGGAGCACCCCUGUUCCACCCGAGCGCAAGAGGCACAUCUAUCCUGCCAUCGAUCGAGGCAAUUCUAACGACCCUGUCAAGGCCCAGGGCCAACCCCUGCUCAUGGAGCGCUCGUCGUCGAUCAACAACUCGCCAUCCGACGGCUCGCCCACCCCGGUCAACAAAAUCCUCUCGCCCUCCAGCUUGCCUCCUCGGACGUCAUCGACUGCCACCACCCCAGCUCUGUCCAACAAGGAGUUCUCGGCAUCGCCCUCCCAGCUGGAUGGCAGUCCCGCGCAGCCCAUUGCCAUCCCCCUUUCCUCUCAGAGCGCUCAGUCGACCCCGGCUUCCCAGCCCUCCCAAACCCCGCCGUCGAUCCAGCCCACCCCGGUGCUCGAUUCGUAUGUGCCGGAGCCCCCCGUCAGGUCGCAGCCCCUGGCCCUUCCCGAGAUUCCCCAGUCCGACUACCACUUCUCCACCCCGCGACUCCUCAAUGGCAAACUGUCCUUUGCUGCCGACAAGCCCGAACUGCUGGACUCGCUGGACAGGCCUCCGACUCUGCCGGACAAGGAUGCGGGCUCUGAGUUUGACGCCGCGCCUGGUGUCGUGGCUGCUCCUGAGCCUGUCGUGGCGGCUAUCGAGAAGGCCGUGGAGGAAGAGACCGCGGCCGAUGUCGCAAACGGGCAGGGCAACCGUGAAAACGACGCCGACGAAGAAGAAGAAGACGAUGAUGACGAAGAAGUCGAACUGGAGGGCGCCGAUAUCGGCAACGGCUGGAGGCUGAUUCCAAACAACGGCGAGCCCUAUUUCUGGUUCCCCGAAACCGGCGAGACCACGUGGGUUGAUCCCCGCAUUACCGAUGCCGGCGAACAUGCGCACGAGCUUCAGGAGCCAACCCCGGAAAGCUCUGCAUCGAGUCCCGUCAAGCCUACCGGCGAACCAGAGCCAGUCGCUGAGCCAGUCGCUGAGCCAGCGGUUAAUGGCGCUGCGCCCGAAGACAAGCCUUCCGUCACCUGGGAUGCGAUACCCUCUCCCGGUCUGGAACCCGGCUCGCUGACCAACGCCGCGGCAAAGAUCAAGAGCAUGGCCUUUUACGACUUCCGAGUAUCCUUUGGCCCCACUCCGGAGAUUGCCGCCCAGCUUGGCGCCUCGAUCGCGCUUGAUCUGCAGAAGCACAUCCACUCUCCAACUGAGUCUGAACCAGCCUCGGCUGCCGUGGAUCCCUUCGAAACGGCGGAGGAGGUUGAGACCACAGGUAUCAAUGACGAGCGAGAAUCUGAGGACGUGACCUCGCCUAGCCAGCUGCAACCGCCUCAGAACACACUCUCCAACAGCUCGACGGCAUCGGGUGGGCUGUCCCAACUCCUCCAAGAAGCACGAGAUGGCUCGUUGACACUCACAUCCGUCAACCCGGUACCCCCCGAGCUCGUCCGCCGCGAGGGCCCAAUCCAGAAGAAGCUGAAAUUCGAAGAGGGCAAGAAGGAGCCUCGCUACUCGACCUCCUGGACAGUCUCGUACGCAAUCGUCUGCGUUGGCUUCCUGCUCUUCUACAAGGAGGACCCCAGUCGGGCCAAAAAGGGAGACAUCUCUCUGCCGACGUGCGUCCUACCCCUCACCUCGGCCACAACCAUCGAGAACGGCACCAACCACACAAAGAAAAAGUACGCUGUCUCGCUGACGACCGAGAAGUAUGCCCACUGGCUGCUCUUGUUCCAGACCGAGAAGGACAGCCUCAAGUGGAUCGAGACCCUCAAGGAGUGUGCCCGCGAAAAGGCGGCGCCCAACGAGUACGAGUAUGUCGUGAGCUGCCUUUUUACAAAGGACCAGAACGGCGCUGUUGGUCCCUCCUCAUCACCGCAGAUCCAACCCGUCUCGAUCGGUGAUUCGACGGUCGUCAAGGCCCAGAAAAAGAAAGGCUUCCUCGCUGGCAUCCAGCAGAAACACGGCGCUCCGGCAGACGCCAGUGCGGAGGAGCAGGGCGAGAAGAAAAGUGGCCGCGCCGCCGUGUUCAAUUUCUUCCGGAGACCCGGCGAGAAGGGAGCAGGAAGCAAGACCCCGAAGAUGGAGGCGGCUGUCCCUGACACAUCACCAGAAGAUGUGUUUGGUGGCUAUCUCGACUUCCACGUCGAUCACGAGAACGAUAUGCGCAUCCCGAUGAUUGUGUAUCAGUGCUGCACCGAGAUCGAGAGUCGCGGCCUGGAGUCGCAGGGUAUCUAUCGACUCUCGGGCACAACGUCGCAUAUCAACAACCACCGGGCCCAGUUCAACCAGCGUCAACCCGUGGCUCUGAAUGAAGAAGACGACAUCAACGUUGUUGCCGCCCUGCUGAAGCUGUACUUCCGCGAGCUCCACAACCCGUUGUUCCCGUUCGAGUUCUAUCAGCAAUUCAUGGAUGCCGCUCGCAAGGAGGAUUACAACGACAAGCAUUACGAGCUGAAGGAGCUGAUCCAGUCGCUGCCGAAAGCCAACUAUGACGUCCUGGAGUUCCUCAGCCGCCAUCUCUGCCGGGUCGCUGCCCAGUCGGAUGUCAACAAAAUGGACUAUAGCAACCUGGCGAUCGUCUUUGGCCCCACCUUGAUCCGAACGCCCGAAACCAAUGCCAUGAGUGGCUAUGACAGCAUCGCCAACAUGAGUCUGCAUUCUAUGAUCGUGGAGCUGAUUCUGACAAAAGUGGACUGGUUCUUCGACAGCCAGUCCGGGCUAUAGGAGCGCGCCAGGGCUGAGGCCGACUUUGCUCCGAUCUCAUAGAUUCACAUUGGGAGCCAUGGCCG
Molecule: messenger RNA, 3646 nt
Organism: Polychytrium aggregatum
Lineage: Eukaryota; Fungi; Chytridiomycota; Chytridiomycetes; Polychytriales
Exons: 18
Coding region: 249-3581 (1110 amino acids)
Biological process (GO): regulation of GTPase activity; signal transduction
Cellular component (GO): cytoplasm
Molecular function (GO): protein binding
Source: RefSeq, a predicted model, not a curated record